AUUUUGUAAUACGCUAGGAAGUGCGAUGAUGAAACUGAAACGUGUGGGGAGGGUUAGGAUUGACGGGUCUACGGUGAUAUCCGUGGACUUGCAACAGGAAAUUAUUCAUCGCUCCAAUACCCACAGUGUAUAUAUUAAUAUUGCCAAAUCGAGACCUGGCGCUGCGAACUGUGGUUGGACUGCUGUCUUUGUCCCCUCUCUUUUAGUUUUCUCUCUCUAAAGAGCUCUCUCUCGAAACCCUCUCGACCACAGAAAAACCCUAGCUUUAUCUGUGAAUCCAGCAUAAAAUGGGUUCAGAAGGAUCAGGGGUUGUGGUUCCAAGGAAUUUCAGAUUACUGGAAGAGCUUGAGAGAGGGGAAAAGGGAAUUGGCGAUGGAACUGUCAGUUAUGGAAUGGAUGAUGCUGAUGAUAUAUACAUGCAGUCGUGGACUGGGACUAUCAUUGGUCCUCCUAAUACCGUUCAUGAAGGGCGCAUCUACCAGUUGAAACUGUUCUGUGGUCAGGACUAUCCGGAUAAUCCACCAACUGUGAAGUUCCAGACUCGGAUAAAUAUGACCUGUGUCAAUCAGGAAACUGGAGUGGUCGAACCUAGUCUUUUCCCCAUGCUUGCUACUUGGCAGAGGGAGCAUACAAUGGAGGACAUAUUGACUCAAUUGAAGAAAGAAAUGAUGUCUCCCCAGAAUCGAAAGCUGGCUCAGCCUCCUGAAGGUUUGUUAAUUUUGUUUCUGGUGAUUGACAGAAAUAGUGUUUUCUUUCUAUCUCUUCAAGAUUGUUAAAAAAAAAAUAAAAGGGAAGAUUGUCUUUGUAGAAUCCAUGCUAUGUCAAUUUAUUUUCUGUCAGCCGGGACUGCUUAGUGAAUGGGUGGUUAGAAAGUUGGAUUGCUGUAAAAGCUCGUGAAGAUUGGAUGGCCUAAAUUUACUGAUAGCAGUGGUUGUUAUCAGAUGAUGUAACUGGUUCCAUGUUUCUGUUGAAUCUUGAUACACUUGUCUAAAUAGCCUAUAUUUGCUCUAGAAUAUAUUAUUUGGGGUUAUGAGGUUGGUCACAGUGGGAACAUUUUUUUUUUCAGGCAAUGAAGAGGCGAGGAUUGAUCAAAAAGGGCUUGUCCUGAAGUGUUGUAUUCUCUGAAAUGGGUGGGAGUUGAAUGAGCAUGAUAAUGUAUAUAAAAUACAUACAUUAGAUGAUUCCAACUCUCGGCUUAGUUUAUUUAUUACAUAUGUUUGUGUCUGAGAAAGGAGACCAGAGUAAAAGGAUCAAUCCUCAAUCCUCAAUCCUGGGAUUGUUGAUGUUAAAUGUUUUUAGUGUCAAAUGGUAGCUCAGCUGAAUAAGUCGGAUUCUUCAGUGAAUUGAUGACAUUUAAUAUUCCAUAAAAUUGUUGUCUAUAUUAUUUACUAUGAGAUGGAUGUGAUGCACCAGUGCAUUUAAAUAAGAAACCAGGCAUGUCCCUCUUGAACCUUGAUCUGGCUGGUUCUGGGUUUAUCAUUA
Molecule: messenger RNA, 1482 nt
Organism: Vitis vinifera (wine grape)
Lineage: Eukaryota; Viridiplantae; Streptophyta; Magnoliopsida; Vitales; Vitaceae
Product: ubiquitin-conjugating enzyme E2 variant 1A-like
Exons: 4
Coding region: 288-776 (162 amino acids)
Biological process (GO): protein K63-linked ubiquitination; DNA damage tolerance
Cellular component (GO): nucleus
Source: RefSeq, a predicted model, not a curated record